Molecule: messenger RNA, 1406 nt
Organism: Castor canadensis (American beaver)
Lineage: Eukaryota; Metazoa; Chordata; Mammalia; Rodentia; Castoridae
Gene: Ptgdr2
Product: prostaglandin D2 receptor 2
Biological process (GO): inflammatory response; positive regulation of cytosolic calcium ion concentration; complement receptor mediated signaling pathway
Cellular component (GO): plasma membrane
Molecular function (GO): complement receptor activity; G protein-coupled receptor activity
Source: RefSeq, a predicted model, not a curated record
CCUGCCUGGUGCCUCCUGUCCAGCUGCUGACAGAGGUGACUGCCUCUAGGUCUGGAUUCUCCGUUCCUUCUGCGCCCAGGGCCCCCGCCAUGUCGGCCAAUGUCACACUGAAGCCGCUCUGCCCGAUCUUGGAGCAGAUGAGCCUCCUUCAAAGCCACCAAAACUCCAGCAUCCGCUACAUCGACCACGUGUCAGUGUUGUUGCAUGGGUUGGCCUCCGUGCUGGGUCUGGUGGAGAACGGACUCAUCCUCUUCAUGGUGGGCUGCCGCAUGCGCCAGACGGUGGUCACCACCUGGGCGCUGCACCUGGCGCUGUCUGACUUUCUGGCCGCAGCCUCCCUGCCCUUCUUCACCUAUUUCCUGGCGGUGGGCCACUCGUGGGAGCUGGGCACCACCUUCUGCAAGCUGCACUCCUCCAUCUUCUUCCUUAACAUGUUCGCCAGUGGCUUUCUGCUCAGCGCCAUCAGCCUGGACCGCUGCCUGCAGGUGGUGCGGCCAGUGUGGGCACAGAACCACCGCACGGUGGCUGCGGCCCAGAAAGUGUGCCUGGUGCUCUGGGUCCUGGCCGUGCUCAACACCGUGCCGUAUUUCGUGUUCCGGGACACCAUUCCGCGGGUGGAUGGCCGCAUCAUGUGUUAUUACAACAUGCUGCUCCUGAACCCGGGGCCUGACCGCGACGCCGCGUGCAACUCGCGCCAGACAGCCCUGGCGGUCAGCAAGUUCCUGCUGGCCUUCGUGGUGCCGCUGGCGAUCAUCGCCUCGAGCCACGCCGCGGUGAGCGUGCACUUGCGCCACCGCGGCCGCCCUCGGCCCGGCCGCUUCGUGCGCCUGGUGGCGGCCAUCGUGGCGGCCUUCGUGCUCUGCUGGGGGCCCUACCACGUCUUCAGCCUGCUGGAGGCGCGUGCGCACGCCGUCCCCGCGCUGCGGCCGCUGGCGUGGCGCGGGCUGCCCUUGGUCACCAGCCUGGCCUUCGUCAACAGCGUGGUCAACCCGCUGCUCUACGUGCUCACGUGCCCCGACGUGGUGCACAAGCUGCAGCGCUCGCUGCGCGCGGUGCUGGAGAGCGUGCUGGUGGACGACAGCGAGCCGGGCAGCGGGGCCAGCAGCCGUCGCCGCCGGGCCUCCUCUUCUGCCACCUUGGCCUCCACCCUGUCUCUCGGCAGACGCCUCCCAAGCCCGCUCCGCCCUGCGCGCCUCCUCGGCUGGCUACGGGGUGGCGGUGCAGCGCCCCCACAAAGGGACCGCGUGCGAUCCCACGAGAGGGGCGCCCUGAACCGCGAGCUGAGCACCAUCUCGGAUUAGAUGGCGAGCUCCAGAUCGCUGGGCUCGGACCUUUGUCCCGGAAGGCAGAGGCAGGGCAGCAAGCAAUCGCCAUCGCAUCUCUAGGACACGCUGUGAAAGUGUAGA